Molecule: messenger RNA, 306 nt
Organism: Triticum turgidum subsp. durum (durum wheat)
Lineage: Eukaryota; Viridiplantae; Streptophyta; Magnoliopsida; Poales; Poaceae
Source: the annotation of a GenBank genome assembly
AUGCUGCGAGAGCCGCAGGGCAAUCUCAGGAGGCUGGCGGAGUUCCUGGGGUGCGCGUUCUCGGAGGCGGAGGAGAAGGCCGGCGUCGUGGACGCCAUCUUGGAGCUCUGCGGCAUGGAGAAGCUAAUGGAGCCUGGGGUGAACCAGAGUGGUGAAAAGACGGGGGAGCAUUCCUCCGUCAGGAAGGGGGUCGCCGACGACCGGAGCAACCACAUGACGCCGGAGAUGGCGGCAAGGCUCGAUAAGAUCGUCCAAGAGGCGCUGCACGGAACCGGAUUUAGCUUUGGCAUCCCCACGCCACAGUAA